Messenger RNA from Durio zibethinus, 1859 nucleotides. RefSeq names its product Seven transmembrane MLO family protein (gene MLO13). The record is from RefSeq and is a predicted model, not a curated record. Gene Ontology annotation, biological process: defense response. Lineage: Eukaryota; Viridiplantae; Streptophyta; Magnoliopsida; Malvales; Malvaceae. Gene Ontology annotation, cellular component: membrane.
AAGCGGAAUCUGGUGUGGCUGUGUUGCAAAGAAUAAGGAACAGAGCAUGAGAGAGAGGUAGGUCCAGCUGAAGUGAUUCCUAUCAACAAUGACAAUUUAUCUACUUUUGUGCUUUUCUUUUGUGACUUGGCUGAUUCCUUGGCACGGUACUCGUUUUAUUCCAUUUUACUUGCCGUUGGUUAAAUUCUUUUCCUUUACCUUUGUAUAUGCUUAUUCUUUGGUCACCUUCACGUCUUCCUCUUUCAGGUAUAUAAUAUAUUCAUAUUCAUGAACGAAAGAAAGGAAGAAACUGAAAUUUUGAAGAAACUGAAAUUUUCUUUUCUUUUCCUUUCCUUGGCACGUUGACAUCAGAUUAAGAUAUGGCAGCAGAAGAAGAGCCCAGCUCUCUGCAGUAUUCACCAACCUGGGUGGUUGCUGGUGUCUGUUUUCUCAUUGUUUUCAUAUCUCUUAUUGUUGAACGAGGUCUUCAUCGCCUUGGGAAGUGGUUGAAGCAUAAAAAACAAGACGCACUUCUUGAAGCAUUACAAAAGUUAAAAGAUGAACUGAUGCUAUUAGGAUUCAUUUCCCUUCUAUUGACUGUCUUUCAAGGUCUAGUAAGUCAAAUGUGCAUCCCACCUUACGUUGUAUCCAGUAUGCUUCCAUGCAAGAGGAAUAAUGAAAGCAAAACUCAUGAAGAAUAUUCUCCUCAAGCUAUAAAAAAUAGACGGCGCCUUUUUUCCACAGAGAGUAGCUCAGAGCAUUGUUCGCAUGAGGGGAAGGUCCCCUUAAUGUCAUUGGAAGCAUUGCAUCAUCUCCACAUUUUCAUCUUUGUAUUGGCAGUUGUUCACGUGAUAUUCUGCGUCAUUACAAUGGGUCUUGGAGGAGCAAGGAUACGGCAAUGGAAGCAUUGGGAAAGGACUUUUAAAGACAAAAAAGAAGACCAUACCCGUCAUCGCCAUGCGUUUUUUGCACAUGCACAAGGAUAUUGGAGGAAGGCAGAUGUUGUGAGCUGGACUAUGUCAUUCUUCAAACAGUUUUAUGGCUCUAUAACAAAGUCCGACUAUAUAGCACUUCGAGAAGGGUUUAUCAUGACACAUUGCCCAGCCAACCGCGAAUUUGAUUUUCACAAUUACAUGAUGCGUACACUUGAACUGGACUUCAAAAAGGUUGUUGGCAUAAGCUGGUACUUGUGGCUAUUUGUGGUGGUGUUUUUGCUAUUGAAUGUAGAAGGAUGGCAUACGUAUUUUUGGUUAUCGUUUCUCCCUGUUGUUCUUCUACUUCUUGUGGGCGCCAAGUUAGAGCACAUAAUUAUUCUCUUAGCUCAGGAUAUGGGUGAGAUGAAGGAACGAGGCGAAGCAGCACGAGUUAGACCUUCCGAUGAACACUUUUGGCUUAAGAACCCUGGCAUCGUUCUUCACUUGAUUCACUUUAUUCUGUUUCAAAAUGCAUUUGAGAUUGCUUUCUUCUUCUGGAUCUUGUGCACAUACGGGUUCAAAUCAUGCAUCAUGGAACGAAUGGGCUAUAUCAUCCCUAGACUUAUAAUGGGUGUAAUGGUUCAAGUUCUCUGCAGUUACAUCACCUUGCCAUUGUAUGCUCUCGUCACACAGAUGGGCAGCAAAUUCAAGCAAGGCUUCUUUAAUGAGUUUGUGCAAGAGCGUUUGGGCUAUUGGCUUGACAGAACAAGAGGUCAAGAAGCAAGACAAAUUGAUAGGAUGGUGAAAGAACCAUAUCAAAGCAUACAAAUCGGAGAACAAGAGACGAUAAGUACCGCGGGAGAAACCAGAAAAUCAAUGAUGGAGCUGUCGUAUGUACUACACCAAUCCCAUGAACCAUCAACUUAAGUCACUCGCAGCAAGUACUGCGUUUCCUUCCUUUUCUUU